UAAACGUUCCCUUCCUCUCUCCUACCCCACCUCUUCUCUUCAAGAUCCCGCAGAUCAGCUAUGCGUCGACAGCCCCGGAGUUAAGUGACGACAGGCGCUACGACUUCUUCUCGCGGGUGGUUCCUCCAGACUCAUUCCAGGCCCAGGCCAUGGUGGAUAUCAUCCGAGCCCUGGGAUGGACUUACGUCUCCACCAUUGCCUCGGAGGGCAGCUACGGAGAGAAAGGGGUGGAGGCCUUCACACAACUCUCCAAAGAAGCAGGUGGAAUCUGCAUCGCCCAGUCUUUGAAAAUACCCCACAACCCCAAGCUGGAGGAUUAUGACAAAGCCAUCCAACAACUGUUGGAAACGCAGCACUCGAGGGCAGUCAUCAUCUUCGCCAGCGAGGAAGACAUACGGGGAGUUCUCAAUGCCACCAAGAGGGCCAAUCAGGUGGGCCAUUUCCUGUGGAUUGGAUCUGACAGCUGGGGGGCCAAGAGCAGUCCAAUCCACCAGCUUGAAGAUGUAGCAGUGGGAGCAGUCACUAUACUGCCCAAGCGCUCCUCCAUUAAAGGGUUUGAUGAAUACUUCACUGCACUCACCCUCGAGAACAAUCGGAGGAACGUGUGGUUUGCUGAGUUUUGGGAAGAAAACUUUGACUGCAGGCUCCUCAGUGCCUCGAAGAGAGAGGACACCAGCCGUAAAUGCACAGGCCAGGAGCGCAUCGGGAUCAACUCCAAGUACGAGCAGGAAGGGAAGGUACAGUUUGUGAUUGACGCGGUGUACGCCAUGGCCCACGCUCUCCACAACAUGCACAGGGACUUAUGCCCCGAUCAUCUUGGCGUUUGUCCACAAAUGGAGUCUGCGGAGGGAAAGACUCUGCUGAAGUACAUACGUAACACCAGCUUCAACGGCAGCGCCGGCACCUCUGUUGUGUUUAACAAAAAUGGUGAUGCCCCAGGACGCUAUGACCUGUUCCAGUUCCAGAUGACCAACUCCUCCACCCCAGAGUAUAAGAUGGUAGGACAGUGGGUGGAGACCCUCCAGCUCCGGGUACGACACACACCAAAUUUCAAAUGUUGCUUGUAUGCUUGUAUCUAAACAGGAUAGCUGCACUCAGCUAU
This is a messenger RNA of Lates calcarifer (barramundi perch), 1102 nucleotides long. RefSeq names its product metabotropic glutamate receptor 7. The record is from RefSeq and is a predicted model, not a curated record. Gene Ontology annotation, biological process: G protein-coupled glutamate receptor signaling pathway; regulation of synaptic transmission, glutamatergic. Gene Ontology annotation, molecular function: group III metabotropic glutamate receptor activity. Gene Ontology annotation, cellular component: membrane. The annotation marks the transcript as partial. NCBI's taxonomy places the organism in Eukaryota, Metazoa, Chordata, Actinopteri, Centropomidae. The transcript has 6 exons.